CGGCGUGGCCCUUGCAGUGGGCGGGGUUACGGCUUCACGGAACUUCCUGUGUCCUGAGUGUGUGAGUGGCGUCCCUGGGAGCCUGAGCGGCCGCGUGGAAUUUGGGGGUUUGGUGAGACGCCUACGAGACAAUGGCCAAGAACAAAUUAAAAGGGCAGAAGUCCAGGAAUGUAUUUCAUAUAGCCAGCCAAAAAACCUUCAAAGCUAAAAACAAGGCAAAACCAGUUACUACUAAUCUUAAGAAGAUAAACAUUAUGAAUGAUGAAAAAGUCAACAGAAUGAACAGAGCUUUUGUAAACAUACAGAAAGAACUUGCAAGCUUUUCAAAAAGCCUUUCUCUGAAAUCUGUGCAGAAGGAGCUGUCCUAGGUUGUCUCAGCUGUGGAAACUGCAAACAUCUCAUCUUCAAUCUCUGAAGCUUCCAAGUCACCAGACCUUCAUAAUCACCACUGCACAACUAAUGUCUGCUUACCCUCAUACAAAGCUGGUUUAUUAGCUAGCAUUUUCAUCUGAUAUUUCAAACCUCUAAUGUGUCCCCAAGUAACUCCUCUCACUAUACCAAAUGGUACACAGAAAUUUUUUAAAAAUGUUCUUUGGAAGCCAGGGUACCAACUGGGUUUAAGCUAAAGCAUAUACAAUUUAUUUACUUCAUAUAUUCCAAUUAAUUUGGAAUUAAUUAGUACUUUCUUCAACACUAUACUUUCUCUUGUGCAGCUCUUCAGCUAGAGUAUAUAAACUUAGAAGCAAGAUGUACGUAUGGAACACAUAGCUAAAACCAACGCAUGUCCCAUUAAUGUCUAGUUUCACUGUUACUGAUUGUGAAAUUUAGGAUUAGAAGCAAUAUCCCAUUAGCAAACAAUAAACAGCAGAUAAAUAUCUGCAGUGACUUUUGUUAAUUGUUCAGAAACAAAAGUUCUAUAUGGUUUAAACAUUGUUACUGAUUAGAUAUUCCUGUAACGUGAAUAUACCCAUACAUACAUACAAAUAUGUAUCUCAUAUGACACCAUGGCUAAUAUUAAUAGAUCAGUGAUUCAGGUGGAUAGCUUGAAAUUGCCUGUGGCAGGAGUAUGUACAAAAUUGUUGAUCAUAACAUACUGUUCAAUUCCGCGCCAGUGUGUGAAGUUUUCAGUAAAAAUGGUUUAAGUAUUCCUUAUGGGUUCUUUCCCUCAAAAUGCAUAUACAAUAUGCAUACACACAUACAUAUUAUGUCUAACAAUAUAGAAAGACAGGGUCUGCUUCAGAAUCUUCCUUAUAAUAACUAUCCUAGUGCUAGGUUUAUAGACUAUAGAGGACACUAAAUUAAAACAUCGAAUAAGCUUAUUUUGCCUCAGAUAAAAGCUCUUAUCUAUUUCAUAUAGUAUUCAUAUUUUCACCUGAAAUUUUUAGAUCAAAGGC
Messenger RNA from Microtus ochrogaster (prairie vole), 1394 nucleotides. RefSeq names its product ribosomal biogenesis factor (gene Rbis). The record is from RefSeq and is a predicted model, not a curated record. NCBI's taxonomy places the organism in Eukaryota, Metazoa, Chordata, Mammalia, Rodentia, Cricetidae. Gene Ontology annotation, cellular component: nucleolus. Gene Ontology annotation, biological process: ribosome biogenesis.